Tremella mesenterica DSM 1558 is the source of this 1305-nucleotide messenger RNA. RefSeq lists its product as uncharacterized. The coding region runs from base 1 to 1305 and encodes 434 amino acids. The transcript is spliced from 7 exons. Gene Ontology annotation, molecular function: protein binding; protein-lysine N-methyltransferase activity. Gene Ontology annotation, biological process: peptidyl-lysine monomethylation. Gene Ontology annotation, cellular component: nucleus. Lineage: Eukaryota; Fungi; Basidiomycota; Tremellomycetes; Tremellales; Tremellaceae. The record is from RefSeq and is a predicted model, not a curated record.
AUGUCUUCCCAGCUCGGGGCGGCAGGUCAAUUACUCGAGUGGAUCAAGCAAGGAAGAGGUUGGAUACAUCCUUCUUUGUAUCUAAAACUCGAUCCUUACACGGGGCUUUCUAUCUAUACUUCCACGCCCCUUUCGCCAGAUGAGAGAAUACUAUCAUGUCCCUUAUCUCUAACUAUCACUCCAACUCUUGCUACUCGAGCCAUUUGUGCGGAAUACGACAUCGUGGAAAGUGAAUUGAUCAUGAGGGAUGGUACUCCGUGGAGCGAGAAAAUACUUUUGGCCGUUUAUUUGGUUCUACAUUGGAUAAAACCGUAUUCUCCCAAUCUACAUCAUCAAAUCUACGUCGACGCUUUACCUCCUCCUGAAACUCUUACAAGUCCAUUGCAUUUCUCCGACGCAGAGUUGGAUCUGUUGGAAGGAACCAAUCUUCUCGGUGCGGUGAGAGAUAGGAAGAAUGAAUUGAUGGAGGAAGCUGAGAUUGUGAGAGAAGCUUUGAAAGAGCCAGGGACGACAUGGGAACGUUAUCGUGAUGCUUCAUUUUACGUAUCUUCGAGAGCUUUCCCCUCUAGUCUACUUCAAAUUCAGAAUGGCACAGAGUCAGAUAUGAUUCUUCCGGGGGAAAUCUCACAUCCUAUUCUCGUACCUGGAUUAGACUUGUUGAAUCACGCUCGAGGUCAAGCAGUAACAUGGUUAACUCAUUCCGUCCCUUCCCCCGACUUACCUAUUCAAUCUAUCAACUCCCUUAUUCCAUGUAUAUCGUUCAUCCCUCACACACCCAUGCCCGCCCACACUCAAAUAUAUAACAACUACGGUCCUAAAUCCAACGAAGAAUUUCUAUACGCAUACGGUUUCGUCCUCCCUGAUGGACCAGACGAUACUGUGAUCCUAGCUCUCGGAGGGAUGUUCAAGGGGAAUGGGAAAAGAUAUGUGAUAAAAAGGGAUGGAAAAUUGCCAGAGGGGCUAAUAAGGGAUAUCAUGGGGAUUUUAAGUGAGGAAGAGGAGGGCGGACAGAAAGAACUUGAUAUCGAUACGAAGAUAAAUGAAGAAGUGCAAAAUGAUCAAGAAGAUGAAAUUGAAUUACGUCUUUACGUAUUGGAAACUAUCAAGAAUAUGUUAAGUGUUAAACUUGAUAAAUUAUCCUCGAGGUCAAAGAAAGAAAAUGAAAUCGGUAGUUCGAUAAGGAUGAAAGUUAGUGAUAUGUGUGAUGAAUAUCGGUCGGGUCAGAAAAAGGUAUUGGAAUUGACGAUUCAAAGAUUGGAAGAAGAUAUGGAGUUGUUGGAAAAAAGAAUGGAGUUUACAUUUUAA